ACAAAAAAUGGUAUUUGCCACAUGAAUAUAUUUUUCAUAUUGGGAGAGCCUCCUCAAGGAGUCUAUGAGAUGCUCACUAAUCCAAGAAACAUAACUUACUUUAAUUUUGAUAAGCGUUGGAGACAACGUCUGGAAAACAAAUCAACAAAGGUUUUAAAGAAAGAUGGACCGAGGCAGGUCACGGAUGUAAGAAAAGCUCUAAGAUGGAAGUUCCUUUUGUGGUCUGGAACUAUUCCGAUUCAUCUAAUUAUCGACGAAAACCAUCAAAAACUUACGGCAAAAUAUACCAAAAAGAAAAAUAAAAUGACGUACAUGAAAGUGUUCGAGGGUAGCUGGAAAAUAGAGCCACUAUACGCAGAUUCAAAACGGUUAUGUAAGCAUCUUAAGCCGACGAAUGCAGAAGAAUACAAAAAAUGUAGCCACGGACAAGGAAGGAUUGCAUCAAAGGUGACAAUGGAGCAGAUCUUUCAACCUUCUUCUCUUCUUAAUGUGCCACCAGUUUCUUGGAUUAUCCGUUGGAUCACUAUCAAAGUCACCAAGAUUUUGCUAGAAGAUAUUAGACAAUUUAUCAUCGCUUGGCACAAUGGUGAAACGGCUACCUAA
Messenger RNA from Camelina sativa (false flax), 603 nucleotides. RefSeq lists its product as uncharacterized. The record is from RefSeq and is a predicted model, not a curated record. NCBI's taxonomy places the organism in Eukaryota, Viridiplantae, Streptophyta, Magnoliopsida, Brassicales, Brassicaceae.